GCGGCGGGGGCGGGCGCGUCGCCGGGCGCUGGCAACGCGGGCCCCCAGCCGCCCCCCGUCUCCUCCGCCGCCGACUUGCACCCCGCCUACCGCCUCAACCCCUACGUGGAGCAUCUCUACUCGUCGCUGCAGCACUCUAGUCCCUCCCUGCACGGCCUGGCGCUGAGCCCCGACUACCUGGCGCCGCGGUCGCUCGCCGAGCUGCCAGCCGCCUCCACCGUGGCCAGCGCCGAGUUCGCCUUCUCGCUGGACGGCUCGCGGCUGACCAGCCCGCGGCCGGGCAGCCUGCGCCAGAGCAGGAAGCGCGCGCUGUCCUCGUCGCCGUACUCGGACUCGUUCGACAUCAACUCGAUGAUCCGCUUCUCGCCCAACUCGCUGGCCUCCAUCGUCAACGGCGCCGGCAGCCGCUCCUCCAGCGCCAGCGGCAGCUACGGGCACCUCUCCGCCGGCGCCAUGAGCCCCGCGGUGGGGCUGCACCCGUCGGCGAGCGCGCAGCUGCAGCAGCUGCAGGCGCACCUGCUGCGCUCGGGCGCGCUGCUGCCGCCGCCCGUGCUGCCGCCCCCGCACCCGCACGCGCACGCCCACGCCCACGCGCACGCGCAGGCGCUCUUCGGGCUGCACGCGGCCGCGGCCGCCCAGCACCACCAUCAGCACCACCAGCACCAGCAGCACCAUCAGAACCACUCGGCACCCAGCACGCCCACGCCGCCCGCCGCCGUCGCCAAAGUCGAGGCCGCCAGCGAGAAGCUGCGCUGCGAGGCCUCCGGCGCGUCGUGCGGCGUCAGCGUGGUGGAGGCGGACACGAGCUCGUCGUCGACGCCUCACCAGCACCAGCAGCACCAGGUGCGCCACGCCCGGCCCACGGCGCGCAUCAAGCGGGAGCCCGCCUCCACCGCCCCCGCCUCCGCCGCCCCCGCCGUCUCGACCAGCCAGCAGGCGCUGUCGGUGGCGGCGCUGGCAGCGGCCGACGCCGACCUGGGCGUCGACGAGCCGGCGGACUUCAUCGAGACGCACUGCCACUGGCGCGACUGCGGCACGGAGUUCCCCACGCAGGACGACCUCGUCAAGCACAUCAACAACGACCACAUCCACACGAACAAGAAGUCGUUCGUCUGUCGCUGGGAGGGCUGCUCGCGGGCCGAGAAGCCGUUCAAGGCGCAGUACAUGCUGGUCGUCCACAUGCGCCGCCACACCGGGGAGAAGCCGCACAAGUGUACGUUCGAAGGUUGCAUCAAGGCGUACUCGCGGUUGGAGAACCUCAAGACACACUUACGCUCACACACGGGGGAGAAGCCGUACACGUGUGAGUACCCCGGAUGCAGCAAGGCCUUCAGUAAUGCCUCGGACCGUGCAAAGCACCAGAACCGCACACACUCCACCGAGAAGCCGUACGUGUGCAAAGCCCCAGGUUGUUCCAAGAGGUACACCGACCCCAGCUCGCUGCGCAAGCACGUCAAGACGGUGCACGGCGCCGAGUUCUACGCCAACAAAAAGCACAAGGGCUCGGACGGGGGCGGCAGUGCCGACGACGGGGGCGGCCCGGGGGGCGCGGACUUGGCAGGCGGCAGUCCUCGCAGUGAGGGGAUGCUCAGCAGCGGCAAGACGCCCAGCCUGUCCAGCCCCAGCGUCAAGUCCGAGGAGGCGAGUUCACCUAUGGGCCAGCACGGCAGCCCGCCGAGUGUGACACAGCACGCGAUCUGCGGGGGCGGGGAAGGCGGCGGCGGGGUCCAGGAUGACGCCCUCGUGGCGGACUCUGGCCACGCUCUGCUCACCGCCGCCGAGGAGUGGGCGGAGGAGGCUGUCGAUGAAAUCGAUCUGCCACCGGUAUCGGUGGGCCUGCAGGUGACGGUAGGAGGAGACGGAGUCGGCGGCGGCAGCGGGGGUCUCGGCUCCGCAGAGCGUUCCGCCCGCAGCAGACUCAAGUCCCGCAUGCACGCCAAGGGCAUUCCUGCACUCCCCACACUGGCUGGGGUCGGCAGUCCGCGCAAGUGCAGCCUCGGCAGCAGCCCACUGCUGGGCGACCUCAGCCGGCGCAUCGUCGACCUCAAGGUGGAGGGCGGGUGCGGCGGCGGCGGCGGCGGCGGGGGGCGGUCCGGCAGCACCGCCCUGCUGCAGACGCAGCUGGCAGACGCGGCGCAGGCCAGCUGCUCGCGCCGCGACAGCAACUCCACCGUCAGCACCUACUACGGCAGCAUGAAGUCCGGCGACGUCAGCCGCAGGAGCAGCCAAGUCUCGCAGAUGUCUGCCGCAUCCUGCCUGAGGCCAGCGGGUACCGGGGGCGGAGGUGGCGGCGGGGGCGGGGGCGGGGGCGGCUCGCUGUACGACCCCAUCUCGCCUGGCAGCUCGCGCCGCUCUUCGCAGUUGAGCAGCAACAGCUGCGGCCCCAGCCACCAGCAUCGGCUGCACGGCUCUUACUGCACCUCCAAUCUCGUCGUGCAGACGCAGAACAUGUCACUGCAGCAGCAGCAGUUCCUGGCGCACACGGGCGGUGGGUGCGCACAGCCACCCACUGCGACCGCAUCCGGAGUCGCUGCCGCUCGGCCGCCCGGCUGUGGCACGGGGGCGCCACCCCAGUCCUGCACGCCCGUCGGUCCGCCCCCCGAGCAGCUCCAGCGGCCACCGCCGCCCCCUUCGCGGCCCGCAUCCGCCAUACUACCGCCCAUCCCUCCGCGGGAACUGCACCCCAACCAGGAGGUGGUGCUCGACGAGGUGGCCGAGGGCGAGAUGGUCGAGAACAAGCUCGUCAUCCCGGACGACAUGUUGCAGUACCUCAGCGAGGUGGCGGACAACUCGAAGGACGCCCAGAGCCCGCGGCUCCCGACGGCAGCGCCGGCACCGACCGCCGCCGACACCGUCGGCUACCGGCAGCAGCAGGACCCGCCGCCGCAGCUCCCGCCCCCCACGCAGCCCUGCGGCAGCUACGUCCCGCCGUCGCCACAGCAGGCGGGACCCCCGGUGCCCCCGCACCACUACGGCCCCUGCGGCGGACCCGCGCACCAACUCCCUCCGGCGCAGCCGCAGCAGCAACAGCAGCACCGAGGCUGCGCUGCGGCCGCGGCCGGCGUGCCGUGCCACCACGCGCCCGUGUCGCCGCACCGGCAGCAGGCGCACGACUUCGCGGGCGGCAGUGCCGGCUACGGCUGUUACCGUCAGCACCACCAGCACAAGGUGUACGGCGGGAACGGCAGCUACUGCCACGGCGGCGGAGCCUACCACUGCCACGGCAGCCCGUCUCCGGCCGUCCAGGGGUACCAACAGCAGCACCAGCAACACGUGUUCCCACACCAGCAGCAGCAACACCUCUACCAGUCGCAGGUGAAUCAGAGCGGGGGUGGACUCGACCAGCAGCCGCUGGCCAGCCCGGCCGCAGGCGCGGCCGCCCCCGCGGGUCCGGGCCCCGGCGCGUGGCAGCAGGGGGCGGCGCAGCCCCUGCGGGUGCCGCCGACCGCCGCGGCUCCGCCCGCCUCCGGCCCCGCCCCCUGCGGCGGCUACGGAGCCGCGGGUUCCGCCUCCCAGUACCACCCCCACUCGCAGUACGGGGGAGCCCACGUGCCUUGCUCGUACCGGCAGCAGUACGGCGCGCCGCCGCCGCCGCCGCAGCACCACCCGCACUCCCACCAGCCGCCGCAGCCGCAACCGCAGACGCAACCGCCGUGCUGCGGCAGCUGCAGGCAGGCCCACCACCUGCCGCCGCAGCUGCUGCCGCAGGUGCAGCAGUCGUCCGACAGCUGGUCCGGCUACUCGCAGCAAGGCGCGACCUCGCUCCAGUUCCAACAGAGGAGCCUCGGCCAGCAGCAGCAUCGGAGUCCGGCAUUCCCACCCGCUCCGAGCUCUGUCCGGUCGGCCGGCUGUGCGCCGUCGUCCUACGCUUCACCUGCGCCCCAGCCUCCGGCACCCCCCUGCGAGAUCCAGUGCCGCGACAUCAGCCAGUCGUCGCCGGGGGCACCCAGCCCCGGGUACCGCGGUAUGCGCCACGAGGCGUACCGGCGUACACUCGAGUACGUGCAGCAGUGCCAGACGUGGGGCGGGGGUGGCCGGGGUGGGGGCGGCGGAGACGCCGGGGUCGUCUCCAGUACGACGCAACUCGUCCCGUCCCCUGCCGCGCCACCCCAGGGUGGCCCCGUCGUGCCGGAGGAAACGGCCAAGCCUGCACCGCCCACCUCCAACAUGGUCGUCAACGACCUCACUUCGUCACUCACUUCGCUGCUGGAAGAGAACAGGUUUUUGCAGAUGAUACAGUGACGCAGUUCAGUUUGUCCCGUGUAACCUGUCGGAGGAUGCCGUGCGAUACGAGGACACGGUGUGACCGAGUUUGUAGCGACGUGAGGUGCUGAAAAUAUGCCUCAAAUAUUAUGUGAGAUAGUGAGUGAAUUGUGCUGAAACACUGCUUUUGACACACAUCUUUUGCUUUUGAUGGCAGUGCUCUUAUGACUGCACAAAGUGAGAACAAAUACUGAAUGUACAUUUACUGAAGGCAUGACCGAUGCACCCGUAUUUGUGCUGGUAGAAAAAGUUACAUCGUGUCAACGAUCGCAAACAUUCGUACUUACACUUAUCGGUGUUAAAAUUUGACAUCCACUCCUAAACCGUAAGAUUAAUACAAUGUGCUUUGUGCAACUCUUUCUGUUGUUUAUAAAUUGAUACGAACACGAACAAUUUAAUAUAGAACAUUAUAAACAUUUCAGUGACAGUGACAUUGGGCUUGUACAGUGAGAACAAUAAACUGUAGCCAAAAUACUAGGCUAUUGUAAAUGCUCCUCACUGAAUUGUGGUUAUUAAUUCUUGGUACAAAGUAUGUUGCAGCCAAAUAAACUUUUGGAGCAUAUGCUCAAAUUUUGCAUUAAAAUUUGCUGCCACUAGCACUGAUGAGACAAUACAGUUGAUGUAAUUUAAAAUUGCAAUAUAUUUUUCCUAACUGGUAAACGAUUAUAAAAAUAAUUCUGAAAUGCAUGCAGCAUUGCAGUUUGUUUACUAUAGAUUUAAUGUUUGAAGAGAUUGUUAUACCUGAUUAGUGAGCUAAGUGUAAUUUUAUUUCAGCAUAAAGCCAGAAAUCCUUAAGCUAAAUGUGUAUGUCAAAUAAGUUAAAAAUACUAUAUGUGCUUUUCAAUUUGGUUUUGAUAUUCCUCAUUCAGUUUGUUAUUAUUAUUAUUUAAUGACACACCUGCGAGUAAAAUACAAGUUAUUCAUACAGAAAACUAAUGCAAAAUUGGUUUAUCAGAACUAUUUUCCUCGGAAGGUAAGUCCUUGGCAAUUUAAAAAAAAAGAGAGAUAUUGACAAAAUAUUCAAUGUUCUUCUAUGAUUUAGUUAAUUACAUUAAUACCUUUUAAUGUGGAUAACUGUGAAUUUAUAAGUGUUUUGAAAAUGAAUAUUAUAUUAAAUUUGUAAGAAACUACUUGGUAACAAAUAAAGUGGAAAAGCCAGGGUUGUAUAUGUUAUCCUGUUACAUAGAUGCCUUAAGAUUUUAUUCCCACCAUUCUUUCAUGUAAGCAGGGUCUACUAUUACAAUGAAACUAUGUAACCUGGUUGGCUUUUAAAUUUGUUUCUGCUCCUGCUGUUACUCAAGCAAGAGUGUGUGUUAUCUAAAGAUGUCAAUGUUAUCAAGAGAACAGAAACUGCACACUAUUCACACUGAGAUACUCAAGUGUUGUAUAUUUUUUUUAAAUAAAGUUGACGUUUAAAGGUGUUGACCACAGAGUAACUUAAAUAUGUACAGUUUUCUAAGUAAAUUUUAAUACAAUGUGCCAGUUUUUUUAUGAAAGCAAAUAAAG
Schistocerca nitens (vagrant locust) is the source of this 5769-nucleotide messenger RNA. RefSeq names its product transcriptional activator cubitus interruptus-like. Gene Ontology annotation, cellular component: nucleus. Gene Ontology annotation, biological process: regulation of transcription by RNA polymerase II. Gene Ontology annotation, molecular function: RNA polymerase II cis-regulatory region sequence-specific DNA binding; DNA-binding transcription factor activity, RNA polymerase II-specific. The transcript is spliced from 16 exons. The annotation marks the transcript as partial. Lineage: Eukaryota; Metazoa; Arthropoda; Insecta; Orthoptera; Acrididae. The record is from RefSeq and is a predicted model, not a curated record.